CUGCUCCUUUUGUUGUGUUGAUUGAAAGUGGAAUUUAUUCAAGAAAUUAAAUGUUUCACUCGUUAAAAUAAACAAAAAGUGUCUAAAAAUAAAUCUUCCAGCUCCAUCAACUUCUUCCUCACAAAACCCAACAUAGACUUCAAGGCCCAGCUGGAUAUUUAACGAUUUUAGUGCAAUAAUUGAAUUCUUUUCCAAAUGGGUCGUCAAUUUUUAUUUUUACCGGAAUGUCAAUAGGAGGUUGACAAAGCCGAUUUGUGUGUUCUAUUUAUUUGGAUGAGUUGAAAAAGUUGGGAAAAAAAAGAAUAUAAUCCAGAAGACUGGUUUGCUUGAAUUUAGCCACAAUGUUUUUGGUUUGUUGCUAGUUUGGUGAGAUUUUGGGUGGUAGGAGUGCCGGAGCUCUUUCCAGGAAGACUUUAAAACGCACAAAAACAUGUCGAAUGAAUUUGUAUUGGAACAGGAGCAUGAACCCAAUGAUUGUGGCGGUGGCGUUGGAGGCGGCAGCGAAAAUGGGCCGACUGAGAGUAUUUCCCUUGAGACGCCAUCUUCUUCGGUGUCGUACUCGGUUAGUGAAUCGAACAACAUUGGGCUUCCGUAUCAAAGUGAUGGCAUGACUGGUGGCUCGAUAAUACAAUCGUCGCCACCGCACUAUCGCCACUCCCGUGCCUACAGACAUUUCAAGAAUCCCCCGCAACCCCACAUGUGCAUUCGAACAACAACAGAGCAUGGCGAAGAGCUCUUCAUAAAUGUCCUGAGUUGGACACGAAUUGUGAUUCCGCAAGAAGCCAGCGACCCCAUACCACUUUAUGGAGGCAUGAGGGUACCUCCAGGAAGUCCACGCAAUCCUCCCGUUGUUUUCGCUGUGAUGGCAAAUCCAGAAGUGCUUAAAGAUUCCGGCAGACACAGCAAGGAUCCCGAGGAGAGGAGAGCUAUGGUUGAACUGAUGUGCGAUUUCGUUGAAGCUAUGAAUCCGGGCGUUAAAUUGAUACGCAAUGCAGUUAUUCUAAAGGACCGAGAUAUAUCAGGUGAGUUAAAAGAUGUAUGGAAUGCCGUGCAAGCUCAACGAGACCGAGAAAGAGAGGAGCAAAUGAUGCAACAGCGGCAGCAGCAACAUUACCACAAUACAACUACACAACAAUUAUUCCCAAAAAUCCAGAGUCCUUCAUUUGAUGAAACACAACCACAGCAAACUGAGCAACCAAUGGAAACUAGCAGCUCAAGCAAUGGGACCGAAAAUAAUACUCCAACUGAGCUAGGUACAGAUUCUUCCGCUGUGGUGGUAAAAAACGAUAAAUCACCGGAAUUAUUCCCAAAAACUGUACUGGACGAGUCGAAUACAAAAGUUGAAACAGUCGAUUGUGCAAUAAAUAGUGCUACUAGUGAGACUCCGAAGGACCCCCUGCCUGGCGAUAUAUCCGAACAAAUAAGUCUUGAGCCUGCACUCAUCCAAGUUAACAACAUUCAUAAUUCGAAGCUCUGCUCGAUAUCGAACACUGAAGAUAUAAACAAGCCCAUUACCUUAACGAAUGGCAAUAACAAAAAGGCCUCAACCACUGAAGUCGCCAUUCCAAGUUCUACUACUGCCAACAAGACGCCAGCAGCGACUGCUCCACCAAAAAAAGAAAAACUUGGUGGUUUUCUUCCAAACGGGUGCAUUUUCCCCCGAUUCAAGAACAACAAGCACAAGGACAAGGACAAAGAUAAUUCCAAAUCUACCUCAAAAGACAGGGAAAAGACCCUAUUGCACGUCCUCAAGAAGAACAAGGACAAACAAGAGGACACCACAAAGUCGCAAUACGAAAAAAACUGCAUCAAUCUCGAAAGUGAAGUCGAGAAACUAGAUCUCAACAAGCUUGACACUGCUACGAGCAAUGACAAUAUGUUUAUGAAGCUUAAAGUUGCUACAUCAGCUGCCAAAUGAAAAGCACCAUGCUUUGCUGCUUGCCCAUCUUUUUGUCAAUUUAAGACCUCCUAACGGAUUGGAGUGCUUUUUUCAUAAACUCUCAUUAUAAACACUCAUCAUGCGGCGCAUUCACAUUCAUUACACACACACGUUAGUUUGUAUUUUUCUUUUAAGAUAAUAUUAUCUCGUGUAGCUUAAUGCAAAAUCGAAAUGUUUCACAAAAUCAACAUAAAACUCAUUUCAUCAUAUACGAAAAUAUUUUCACGAAUUCAUACGUUAUAAGCCUUGCGUAAUGCCUUUGCAAAUGUAAUUUAGCAAACGUUUGUGCCAUAACAGAUAUAUUGCGAUUUAUACACACAAAAAUUUAAGUCUUAAUUUUUUGUCAAAGCACAAAGAAAGGUAUGAUUAAAAAAUAAGCACAAUUCCAGUUGUUUUUUAAGCACUUACAUAUACGAUACAUAUUUAGUUACUAAUGUUGCACCUAGAACAGUGAUCGACAAAUUUCAUAGGUAAGAUAUAAGUUUCUCCACAGAGUAAAGAAUUCAUAUUGUUGUACGAGUAAUAACGAAAUACAUAUAUUUAGCUUUUGUUUGUUAAGUAAAUAUUUCUCUUUACAAUCUGUAUGGUUUAUAAAUAACAAGAUGUUAAAUGUUUAAUUCUUUAAUUCACAAAAGCCAUAAAAAAACUAUAAUGUUAUAAUGUGCUAGGACGAGCUUAAAAAGUUUUAAAUUCAAUUGUAUUAAAAUGUUUAAAACACACAAAUAUUUUUUAAGCCAGAAGGAAAACUUUUUUCGAGUAGUACUAUUGACAAUAUUCAAGACUUAACCAGGUUGUUUUUUUUUUCUUUUUUUUUGAGUUUUGUUUAAAGAUUUAUCUGUAGCAUUGAUUUUUGCGCGGAGCUAGUUAACAAAAAGAGAUCUGUCCCAUCAUUGUUCCCAAUUGCCGAAACAAAAUGUAAAGAUUCUUUUUGUACUUUUAGUUUCGUACCAGCAAUGAUUUGGCAUCCUUCCGAUCAAGAAAGAAAAGAAUCCGUACUUACAGUGGCUCCCAGCCAAAAUGAUGCACCCAAUUUCUUUGCUGACAAAUUUAAAUAAAUAGGGAACCACUUCAAAAUGAAAAGAAAACCAUGCGUUAUAAUAUUU
This is a messenger RNA of Eupeodes corollae, 3042 nucleotides long. RefSeq lists its product as uncharacterized. Lineage: Eukaryota; Metazoa; Arthropoda; Insecta; Diptera; Syrphidae. Gene Ontology annotation, cellular component: cytoplasm. The record is from RefSeq and is a predicted model, not a curated record. The transcript has 3 exons. The coding region runs from base 431 to 1918 and encodes 495 amino acids.